Capsicum annuum is the source of this 1535-nucleotide messenger RNA. Its product is annotated as damage-control phosphatase At2g17340. Bases 234 to 1334 code for a protein of 366 amino acids. Gene Ontology annotation, molecular function: pantothenate kinase activity; ATP binding. Lineage: Eukaryota; Viridiplantae; Streptophyta; Magnoliopsida; Solanales; Solanaceae. The transcript is spliced from 11 exons. The record is from RefSeq and is a predicted model, not a curated record. Gene Ontology annotation, cellular component: nucleus; cytosol. Gene Ontology annotation, biological process: coenzyme A biosynthetic process.
AAUCUGUCAUCUUUUAAUAUUUCUUCACAUAAUUCUACAACAUGAAAAUUCAAUAUGUAUCAAAAACCACAAAUAUCAUGUUAUAAGCUACGAUGCUCGAACUCUUAAAAAAUAUGGUCACACCCUUAUUAUUAAUGUUUGCAAAGGAAGUUAGAAAAUGAACCCUUUCCUUUUCCAUUUCUUAUGCGGGGGUAAAGAAAUGGGAAUAGUAUUGGUGUGUAGAUAGAGAGAGAAUGGAGAGGUCCGGGGAAUUGGUGGGUUUUCCGUUGUUGAUGACGUGGAGUUCUCGUUACAAGGCGUGUACGAUUCCUUACAGGCUGCCUUCCGACGAUCCCACAAAGGCAACGGACACUGAGCUUUCCUGGAUCCACGUCUUCAUGAAUUCCAUCCCUUCUUUUACGAAGAGGGCCGAGACCGAUCACACUCUUCCAGAUGCUCCUUCUCGAGCACAAAUCUUUGCUCACAGGUACACUGAAAUACUCGAGGAUUUGAAGAAAGAUCCUAAAACUCAUGGAGGCCCUCCUGAUGGCAUUCUUCUUUGUCGCCUUAGGGAGCAAGUGCUUAGGGAAUUAGGAUUCACAGAUAUAUUUAAAAAGGUCAAGGACGAAGAAAAUGCAAAGGCUAUAGCUUUAUUUGAGGACGUAGUUCAGCUAAAUGAUGCUAUUGAGGAUGAAGCUAAGCGUAUGGAGAACUUGGUCAAAGGGAUUUUUGCAGGAAACCUAUUUGAUCUUGGUUCGGCACAGCUUGCGGAGCUGUUUUCAAGGGAUGGUAUUUCAUUUCUAGCUAGUUGCCAAAACCUCCUCCCUCGACCUUGGGUUAUUGAUGACUUGGAAUCUUUCAUAACAAAAUGGAGCAGAAAAUCAUGGAAAAAGGUUGUAAUCUUUGUGGAUAAUUCUGGUGCAGAUAUUAUUCUGGGCAUUCUGCCAUUUACUAGAGAAUUACUUCGUCAUGGGACACAGAUUAUUUUGGCAGCUAAUGACUUACCUUCUAUUAAUGAUGUUACUUACCCGGAGUUGGUAGAAAUAAUAUCCAAGUUGAAAGAUGAGCACGGGAAGCUUGUAGGUGUGGACACAUCGAACCUUUUAGUUGCAAAUUCUGGAAAUGAUUUGCCGGUUAUUGAUCUUACGAGAAUAUCACAAGAGCUUGCCUACUUGGCGAGCGAUGCUGACCUUGUCAUUCUGGAAGGCAUGGGCCGUGGUAUAGAGACAAACCUUUAUGCUCAAUUCAGAUGUGAUUCCCUGAAGAUUGGAAUGGUGAAGCACCCAGAGGUUGUUGAGUUUCUUGGAGGAAGGCUUUAUGAUUGUGUUUUCAAAUAUAACGGAAUUUUGGAAUAGAUAAAGUUGUUGACUGCUCAUAUCCUGCAACUAGGCACACUCAACAAAAAUAGGAUUCUUGUAAAACUAUUUAGUAGAUAUCACUUGCAAGAUCAAGGAACAAUGUAAAAUUAUUGAACAGAUUUUAGUGGACAUCACUAGUAAGAACACUGCAGAAUCUGGUUUAAGAUUGUUAGUUUGCUAUGAAGCAUUUCUAUCCAA